AUGGAUUUGCCUGGUAAGGAUACACUUACAGUGGAGGAACGUUCUUCGAACGUUGCCGAACUACUGAAAGUUUUGAUGGAUAUCAAUGUCAUCAAUGGUGGUAACAACGAUACAGCUGAAAAGAUGAAAGUUCAUGCGAAGAACUUCGAAAGAGCCCUAUUUGCGAAAUGUUCCUCCAGAAAAGAAUAUUUGGAUAGCAUGAAGGAGAAGGUUAAUGCGAUGCGUAACACUAGAGAUACUAGGAAGAAGCAGAUAAACUCGAACAAUAUGAAUUCUAAUGCAAGUGGAGUGCAAAACGUCAAUAAUAAUAAUCCGAACUAUCUUUCUAAUGCUAUGAAUAUGAACUCUCAGACAUUUUUGAACCAACAAGCUCAAGCUAGACAGCAAGCUGCCCAACAGCUAAAAGAUAGGCAACAGCAGGCUGCGGCUGCGGCUGUAGCUGCACAACAACAGGCCCAUAUACAGCAACAAGGUAAGACACAGCUAACACCACAACAACAGCAACUCAUUAACCAAAUGAAGAUUGCUCUGAUCCCAAGAGAGUUACUACAACGAAUCCCAAACAUACCAAAAGGUGUGAAUACAUGGCAACAAAUUACAGAACUGGCGCAGCAGAAACGUUUAACUCCACACGAUAUGCAAGUUGCAAAAGAGGUUUAUAAAAUCCAUCAACAGUUAUUAUAUAAAUCAAAGCUACAGCAGCACGCAACUGCUGUGAAUCAGCAACAGCAGCAGCAGCAACAGCAGCAACAGCAGCAACCACAGCAACAAAAUGAUAUGUCUGGAACAAUGAAUAACAAUAAUGCCACUAAUACCAAUAGUGCAAAUAAUAAUAUGAAUAAUAGGAAUCCGAACGAACUACCAAAUGUUCUAGGACAAAUAAACCAAUUGUUUAGUCAGGACGAACAAAGGGCUCUUUUACAGGAAGCUAUUGAAGCUUGUAAAAGUUUCCAAAAAACUCAAUAUGGCAGUAAUAUGACCGACGCUAAUAAGCAAAAUUUUAUAAGAAAAUAUAUUAAUCAAAAGGCAUUGAAAAAGAUACAGAGCAUUAGAAUGGCUCAAGCUGCUGCUGUAAAUGCAAAUAAACUCCAGCAGCAACAAACACAAAUACCACAGCAGAUGGCACCACAAAUGCCGUCACAAAUUCCACCCCAGAUGCUUCCUCAAGUUCAAACGCAGAGAGCAGCUGCCAAUACUAAUAUUCCUCCAAAUAUGUCUCAAGCACAGAUUCAAGCACAAGCUCAGCAAGCAAGAAUAAACACUCAACAACAGCAACAGCAACAGCAACAGCAACAGCAACAUCAACAGCAACAGCAACAUCAACAACAACAUCAACAUCAACAUCAACAGCAACAGCAACAACAACAACAGCAACAACAACAGCAACAACAGCAGAUGCGUCCAAAAAGCGCUGCUGCAAUCAUGCAGUUACUACAACCAACGCAAAGAGAUGUAGAAAUUGUUAAGAAGAUAUCUAGCGAUGCUGCAAGAACUCCAUUGAGGCUUUCUGAUCUAACUAGUACGAUUCCCCCUAAUGAGAGAGAGGAAAUCAAAAGAAAACUACAGGCAAACCAACAAUUGUUCGCUCAAGUCUCAAGCUAUGCCCCACAAGUUUACGUUUUCACGAAAAGUGAAGCCUUUUUGAAAGAAGUAUUGAAGUUACGUAUUUUUGUUAAAGAAAUCCUGGAGAAAUGUUCUAAAGGUAUCUUCGUUGUAAAAUUGGAUACCGUUGAUAAAUUAAUUAUGAAAUACCAGAAAUAUUGGGAUAGUAUGAAAAUCCAAAUAAUAAGAAGGCAACAGUUGAUUCAACAACAACAGCAAGAGUUGCAAGGUGGAAACAGUCUUCCUAUGGCCAAUAAUAACAAUACUAUCAAUGACAAUAAGCCAUUAUCACAACAGCAACGUGUACAAGGUUCGAUGCAGCAGUUGCAACAGAACCGAGAACAGCAACAGCAACCACCACAACAGUGGCCACCAGUUCCUGUCCAAGAGCAAAACACACCUGCAUUCUCACCACCGCCACCUACUAGAAAGAACGCUCCUGAUAUGAUGAGUGACAAACAACAACCGCUCUACAUGCCACAGAAGGAGAUGAAUCAGCCAUCAAAUAUUGUGUCUGCUGGACCAGCCAGCGCGGCCUCCUUUACACAACCUAAGAAAGAACUUACGGGCAAGGCUACUAAUCGUUCGAAGUCAACUAGUAAAAAAGUAUCUCCAGCCAAUGUAUCGCCAUUGAGUAAUGGGAAAUCGAUGACACCAACGAUUAAUUAUAAUGGGUUAUCACCAGCUGUGAAUAAUAAUCUUAAGUCAACACAAAAAUCUCCAUCUCCAUUAACUGUAGAUAACAAUUCAACACAAGACAAUGCAUUCAAGAAGGAAGAGGACCAUUUACAAGCUUUGAAUUCCAAAAAAUUGGAGGUUAUAUCGAGGUUUAAACAUAGGCAAGAAAUAUUUUCGAAUUCUUCAAUGGAUUUAUUUUUAUUCUCUUUGGCGGAUGCAAUGAAUUUGAAUGAAUUAGAAAUUGAACAACCGAUUUUGAAAUUCAAUCAAUCAUUUAUUGAUUCGACUAAUGGUAAGAAGAAGAGAAAGAUGAGUAAAGUCGCUCAAAGAGCUCGUGAACGUGAUGUUGUUGAGUUAUCUAUUGUAGAUUCCAAGUUAUUAAUGAAGAGUAAAAGAGAUCAAAAUGCUAAAAAUGAUUAUGGCAUUAAGUUGAGUUGUAUUGGUUCAAUUUUCAAGAAAUUGGAAAAUAAUAAUAUUAUUGGUGAAUUAAAUAAUUUCCAAACGCCAAAGACUUAUACUGCGAUUAGCAAUAAUAAGAGACAAUUUUCUGAAAUUACUCCUGAGGAGGACGUCGAGACGAAGAAAAUUAAACUUGAUCAUCCUGUGGAGGAUAAUAAAGGACUUGUUGACGUUUGGAACUGGGAUUUUUGGUCAAAUGACUAG
Molecule: messenger RNA, 2943 nt
Organism: Kazachstania africana CBS 2517
Lineage: Eukaryota; Fungi; Ascomycota; Saccharomycetes; Saccharomycetales; Saccharomycetaceae
Gene: GAL11
Product: Gal11p
Exons: 1
Coding region: 1-2943 (980 amino acids)
Biological process (GO): regulation of transcription by RNA polymerase II
Cellular component (GO): mediator complex
Molecular function (GO): transcription coregulator activity
Source: RefSeq, a predicted model, not a curated record